AUCAUGAAGAACACAAAUAUUAAAAACUGUCUCAUUGUCUUCUACAAAAAUGUCACUGUGAUAAUGAGGAGAACCCAUGUGACGCAAGAAGUCCUUACUUGAUAUUUAACUGCUGCAGUGUGUAACCUAUAUCCUCCAAGACUAGCUCCUUUAUAAGACACAGCAGCGAGGCUUCCCACAAGAGCAGAAGAAUCUCCUACCAGGUAUCAAUGCCCUCAGUAUAUUGUCUUCUCAUUCGUAUCAGUUCAAUUAAAACACACAUCAAAGAUGACUUCUUCUAAGAAACUCCUGAAACUGGUUAUAGCAGUAUGUUUUGUAUUUCUGACCAAGGGGUGUCCAGCUGCUGCUACAACUGUUCGGUGUCCUCCAAAUAGUGUGGUCAGCAGCAAAAGCCUCUGCUUCAAUACUUGUGACAAUCUCAAUGCUACAACUUGCAAUAAACCCCGUACUUCUCAGUGUCACUGUAUAGAAGGAUACGUCUUCCAGUCCGAAAAUUCCCAGGAAUGCGUCCCUGUGUCAUCCUGUAAGGUCACCUGCCCAGCAUACAUGACUUUCAGGGAAUGUUACAAGAUUCCCGUGGAGACCUGCAAUACCUUAGGAAUCCACCCUGUGCCAAGUGAAACAUGCACACCGCGUUGUGUGUGUAUCGAUGGAUACGUUCUGUCAAAUGAAGACAAUCCCCAAUGCAUUAACAAGAAAAAAUGUCCCCAACUGGCCCUCAAUUAGUAAAGCCACACUACAGAUGGAGCAGCCUGUAUUGUACAUGACCCAUCUAUCUUACUUAAUAGUCCUAAAUAAAAUCACAAUCUCAAUUAUUUAUUCCCUUCACGAAAGACAUGCAGUGCCCCAUAAUAAACGUAUACUAUAAUAUUA
Molecule: messenger RNA, 873 nt
Organism: Bufo bufo (common toad)
Lineage: Eukaryota; Metazoa; Chordata; Amphibia; Anura; Bufonidae
Product: von Willebrand factor-like
Exons: 4
Coding region: 268-726 (152 amino acids)
Source: RefSeq, a predicted model, not a curated record